This is a messenger RNA of Trichoderma breve, 945 nucleotides long. Its product is annotated as thioredoxin-like domain-containing protein. The transcript is spliced from 5 exons. Bases 1 to 945 code for a protein of 314 amino acids. Gene Ontology annotation, biological process: protein folding; response to endoplasmic reticulum stress. Gene Ontology annotation, cellular component: endoplasmic reticulum. Gene Ontology annotation, molecular function: protein disulfide isomerase activity. The record is from RefSeq and is a predicted model, not a curated record. NCBI's taxonomy places the organism in Eukaryota, Fungi, Ascomycota, Sordariomycetes, Hypocreales, Hypocreaceae.
AUGCUCAAUGUUAUGAUCAUCAUUUUGCUGAUAUACGAUUUAGUUGUUGCGCCCAACCUACAAACUAGUAAAAAUCUCUUGAAAGAAUGGAAGACCGUCCAGAAAUCCGUCUCUUCUGCCGCUGCCAUCGACUGCCUAUCCGCCGCUACCCUCUGCCAAGAGCUAGACGUCGUCUCCUUUCCCGCCAUCCGCCUAUAUCAAAAGGACAGGCCAACAACACGAUAUCGAGGUCCUCGUCGAGCCGCAGCUAUCGAGGCUUUCGUGAAGCGAGCUCUUCGCCCAUCCGUACAAGACGUGGAUGGCAAGAAACUUGACGAGUUCAUCUUAAGCGACGACAUUGUAUUUCUUCUGCGGCUGCAGGGCGAAGAUAAACUCCUUGAAGCUCGAUUCCGCGACUUUGCGCAAGAGUAUUCUGAUCGCUACUCCUUCGGCAUAACUACUGCCAAAUCUGAUCUCCCUGAUGGCAUAUGGUGCAGAAAUAGCAUCGAUCAACGGGAGAAUAACGCCGAAGAUUUAGAUGAUCCAAACUCCCUUAAAAACUUUCUCAAAAUCUGCACUACGGAGCUCAUCCCGCAACUUACGAGACGCAACGAAAUGACACAUCUUUCUUCGGGGCGCUCUUUGGUCUACUACCUCUCCAAAAGUGAAGAAGGCCGGGAGUCUUACACCAAAGCUUUGAAGCAAGUAGCUGGUCGAUACGCUGAAUUCCUCCAAUUCGUAACCGUCGAUUCCAACGAGUAUCCCGACAUGGCGCGGAACCUCGGCGUCCGCUCCAGCGGAGGCCUCGCGGUACAAAACAUUCACAACGGACAGGUCUUCCCAUUCAGGGGCGAUGCUUCUUCGCCAGAUGCCAUUGACCAGUUCAUCGUGGCUAUUUCAGAAGGCAGGGCUCAGCCUUGGGAUGGGACAUUUGAUGAAGAGCUAGAGGCUCAUGAUGAACUUUGA